ACCUAAUGCUUUUCCAUCGUUCGUAAUUAUUAUGGGAAAUUAUUCAAAAUGUUUAGUAGUACGACGUGUUUUUUGUUUAUUAUUCUAAGUAUUUUACCAAAAUCAAGAACGAAUGAGGCUGCCGAGCUUCUAAAUGAAUCGGACUACAAUGGCAAAAAAUUUGAAGGUUUUGUAGUCGGAGGGAGAUUUGCUAAAAUACAAGACUUCCCUCAUUCGGCAUUUUUAGCGAUAAAUUGCCGCAAACAAAAAAUAUUUGAGGAUUUCACUUGCGGAUCGUCGAUCCUAAACCAGUGGAUAUUGCUGACUGCGGCACACUGUUUGGAAGGCUGUAAAUCUGGCACCAAAGUACUGGCAUCAGUGGGGGCCGCGAAAAAGACAAAAGGAACAUUUUACGCGGUCGGAAAAUUUGCUAGCCAUAAAAAAUACGACGGAGAUAUAAUGAAAAACGACAUCUGUUUGGUCAUGCUGGCAACCCCUGUGGUGUUCGGUAAUACAGUGAAAAGAAUUCAGCUAACACAAAUCGGGAUCUACAACGAACCAGCGGUGCUGGCUGGCUGGGGUGUCACAAACGAAGAAGAAUUUAUAGAUUCCCAGUACUUGAAAUCGGCGCGUCAGGUCGUGAUGACGCGAGAAAAGUGUAUGAAUAUGUUGCCAAAUUUGAACAAAGGUUACUUAUGUGCGACCGGAGAUAAACGUAGUCUUCAAGAUCAUGGUUACGCCGCAGUGGGUGAUUCAGGCAGCGCUUUAAUAGUCCGAGGCACCAUUCAGAUUGGCAUAGUAUCUUACAAGAUGGCUGCGAUCUCGGAAAGUCUCAUCGCUUACACCGAUGUAUCAAAAUAUUACAGAUGGGUUACUAAUACUGCUAAAGCUCUUUUUUGCCAGGAAUAAUCUCCACUUAAUUUAUACGAUAGUUGUGAACGUACGAUAGUUCAACGUGUGGUAAUGCACACCGUUUGUGCUUGUGAAUAA
Hyposmocoma kahamanoa is the source of this 969-nucleotide messenger RNA. Its product is annotated as chymotrypsin-1-like. Gene Ontology annotation, biological process: proteolysis. The transcript is spliced from 3 exons. NCBI's taxonomy places the organism in Eukaryota, Metazoa, Arthropoda, Insecta, Lepidoptera, Cosmopterigidae. The record is from RefSeq and is a predicted model, not a curated record. Gene Ontology annotation, molecular function: serine-type endopeptidase activity. Bases 49 to 888 code for a protein of 279 amino acids.